Malurus melanocephalus (red-backed fairy wren) is the source of this 7257-nucleotide messenger RNA. It is a transcript of the gene FBXO7, whose product is annotated as F-box protein 7. The transcript is spliced from 9 exons. Lineage: Eukaryota; Metazoa; Chordata; Aves; Passeriformes; Maluridae. Gene Ontology annotation, biological process: positive regulation of autophagy of mitochondrion; autophagy of mitochondrion. The coding region runs from base 137 to 1714 and encodes 525 amino acids. Gene Ontology annotation, molecular function: protein kinase binding. The record is from RefSeq and is a predicted model, not a curated record.
ACGGCCUGGCCCGGCAGCCCUUGCGGCCGCCCCGCCGCCACCUUCCGCCGCCGCCGCUGCUGCCCGGCGGGGCCGCUCGGGCCGGGAGCGAGGCCGGGACAGCCCGCGGAGGCUCCGCCGUCCCGCCGCCGCCGCCAUGAAGCUCCGCGUACGGCUGCAGAAGCGAACGGCGGCCCUGGAGCUGCAGGGGGCGGAGCCAACGCUGGGGGAGCUGCGCGCGCAGCUGCGCCUGGGCCUGCUGCCCGCCUGGGGCUACAGUUCUGAUACCGCCUUUUCAAUAACAUUGAACAGAAAAGAUGCCCUGACAGAGGAUCAGCAGACUUUGGCUUCGUACGGGAUUGUUUCUGGUGAUUUGAUAUGUUUAUUGUUGGAAGAGCCAGAUGUUCAGCCCAGCCUACCUCCUGCUGUUCCUGCACUGCAGAAUGGCCAUGAGCCGUCCGCCGUGAGCCCCGGCAUCAUUCAGGCUCACAGCCCAAAACAGGAGGGGCACAAUGAGCAAUCUAACAGUGAGAGAGCUCAGCUGGGAGUUCAGGAGAGUGUGGACAGGGCAGGAUCCAGCCUAGAGUUUCCUUCUGGGUUAGUGGCAGAAGAUGCUGAGCUGGAAGAAGGUGCAGGUUCCUAUCCCUCAGAACCCAUGCUGUGCAGUGAAGCUGCAGAUGGUGAAAUACCCCAUUCCUUAGAGAUGCUGUACCUUUCUGCUGAGUGUACCAGUGCCACUGAUGCCUUGAUCGUUCUGGUCCAUCUUCUCAUGAUGGAGACAGGCUAUGUACCUCAGGGGAUAGAAGCCAAGGCAGUCUCUAUGCCAGAGAAAUGGAGAGGGAAUGGUGUUUAUAAGCUGCAGUACACACAUCCCCUUUGUGAAGAGGGUUCUGCUGGUUUGACCUGUGUGCCUCUGGGAGAUCUCAUUGCUAUCAAUGCAACAUUAAAAAUCAACGAAGAGAUUAAAAGUGUUAAGAGGAUCCAGCUGUUGCCAUCAUCCUUUAUUUGCUUCCAGGACCCAGAGAAGGUUGCAGGUGUUUACAAAGACCUUCAGAAAUUAUCCCGUCUCUUUAAAGAUCAGCUGGUUUAUUCUCUUCUGGCUGCUGCUCGACAAGCUUUGAACUUGCCAGAUGUGUUUGGCUUAGUGGUCCUUCCCCUGGAGCUGAAGCUUCGCAUUUUCAGACUCCUGGACGUGCGCUCCCUCCUCUCUCUGUCGGCCGUUUGCCGUGAUCUCUACACAGCCUCCAAUGACCAGCUGCUCUGGAGGUUCAUGUACCUGCGGGAUUUCCGAGAUCCAGUUGUACGGCCUCGUGACACAGACUGGAAAGAACUCUACAAGAAAAAGUUGAAACAGAAGAAGGAGGCUCUGAGAUGGAGGCACAUGAUGCUUUUGCCCCCUAUACCUCAUCCAAUCCCCUUUCAUCCCAACCCAUUCUACCCUAAUCCCUUUCCUCCCAACCCAUUCCCAUCAAAUCCAAUCUACCCCCCRAUGAUCAUGGGGGGAGAAUAUGACGAGAGACCAACCCUCCCAUAUGUUGGAGACCCAAUUAACUCACUCAUUCCUGGCCAGGGAGAAGCAGCAGGUCGCUUUCCUCCCUUCAGACCCCAUUUUGACCCGAUUGGCUCCUUGCCUGGAGCAAACCCCACUCUUCCAGGACGGGUUGGCCCCAGUGAGAGGUUUCCAGCUCGGCCCAGCCGGGGCCGCCCCAUGGACAUUCGCCGUGCGUUCAUUUGAUUGCUGCUGGUCCCUGCAGGCCCUUUUGUAGUAGCUGAGCUUGCUUUCUAACUGCAGGAGAUUGCAAAUGCAGGCACUAACAUCUGCCUCCAGAUUGUGCCAAGAACGAGUGCAUGGUAAUGUCCCAACACAGGCUGGGUUUGUUUUGUGGGCUGGUAGUGCUGUGUCACCUGGCACUAAGGUCUGUUCCUCAAAGAGCUCCAACUUGGAGCAUUUUGUUCUGCUUCCCCUCCUCCUUGCCCUGAUCGUCUGUCAAGUGCUACUUAGAGACCAGAAUACCAGCCAGAGUACUUGCUGCAGCAGAUAAAGAGCACUUUAAAUAUAAACCCUCUACUUGUCUGUCUUCUUUGAAGAGCUUUACUAAAUUGCCAGGAUGGAAGGUUUUGUUUAAAACCUACCUGGCUAAUUAAUAAUCUUURUUAACAAAAAAGUUACCUUGUAUCACAUAGAACAGGAUACUGCCACUGUUACRGUAGAUGCGUGUUCAUGGAAAUUUCUAAAGGUGUUUUUUUUCCUUUUUCCUUUAAUAUUUUAUUAGGUAAAAAGCAUUUUUGUAUUGUUACUUAAUGCACAAAGAAUACAGCAAAGGGAUUUUCUUCAUAGUGGAAGUAUUAGAACACGAAAUAAUUUUGUGAACAACUGAGCAAAGUCAUGCUACAGUGCAACUCAGAAGUCUAAGCAGAAACAGAGCAAUUUUACAAAGAAUCAGCAGCAAAACUUUUGACUUUCUCCUUGACUUUACAAAUAAGGAUCCRUAGUACAUGACUGCACUUACUGUGUUUGAACUAAAAGUGGUGUGAAAAAUUCUUAUUUUCUCCCUCUCUGACAUAAUUAAAGAAUKAAAUAGACUGACCUGGUUGCAGUGGAAAUGGGAUCACAACAUGAGAAGCAGAAAGAAUUYUGACUUCAGUAAAUUCCAUUUAACUCCUUUAUUUAAGUAUUGGAUUAUAUCUUGCCAAAAGGAAAUGUUAUGAGCACCUUUCAAGUAUUGUCUUAUGAACUGAUGAGCAGCUAACGAGAGCACUGUUAAAGUCUCCUGAUGAGACCUGCAGGCUGAUGCUGGAGCUCACUUAAAGGAAGACUGAAUGACUAAACUUUGUUACAACUUCUAAUUUCUUACGUAUUUUUUAAGAUGAUUGAUCUCAGUGUUUCUAUAAAUGGUACUGAUGGCUGUUGUGACAACUGAUAUUAUUUUUUAAAAGUUUUUUUGAAAUUCCAACUGUKGAAAUGGAAUGACAUUUAAUUUUAAAUAUGAGUUAUUUAAUCAGUCUUUUUAAUACUUAUGUGCUUUUUCAGGUGGUAUUUCAGUGGUUCAUCUUGUUUUGUAUGAAAUCAGCUGACUUCAGUAAGAUCAGGAAGUUUUGCCAUUAACUCCAGUGGAAGUAAAAUAUAAUACUUUAUUUUGCUGUCAAAAGUCGUUUUGCUUCUUUCUUCCCUUUUCUACUUCACAGCAAUAGUUUUCCUUCAAUACCAAGAUUAGCCUUAAUUUUAACAUUUGCCUUCAGCAGCUGAAUUGCCUUGUUCCAAAAGGAUUUUUAUAAGUGAAAUGCAUAGUCAGACCUCUUAGAGUGAUUUUUUUAUAUUCCACUGACUGUAAAAAGGAAAAGGGAAAUCUACACUGCAUUGGUCUUGCACCGUUUUGUCCUUGUGAUGAAUGCUUCAGCAAUGCAUAAACAACAUUCAGAUAAGAUUAUACAGCUUUAACUGAUAUAAUAAUUCAUAAGUUACCAUUCUCCUUUUUUUCCCCAGCUAUUUCUGGGAACAUGAUCACACAAUGCAUGUGAGAUAAGUUAAUUUUUUGGUGCUAGCAAACGUGCUGCUCUGAAUUGGGCCCUCUUUGCCAUGAACACCCAUGAGGCCAUACCUGUGCCAGGCUGAUGCCAGAGGUUUGCUUUGUCCUGGAUUUUGUCAUUUGAAUGUUUGUUUUUGAAGUGAUGAAYUCAGCCCUUUUAUAAAUGCACCACUAAGUGGCCUAAAGAUAUUCCUUCCCUUUUUUUGUUCUCACAUUGUGGUAAAGGUACAAAGAUCAAGGAGCCUGACUUAGCCAGAACUUCAAAGUUCCUUGAAGAGGAGUUAGGAUAUGAAAUACAAAGUGAGUGUCUCAGGACCAAGAGUAUAACAUUAGAAGACCAAAGAGAGGAAAUACUUGAAAACCACCUGCCUGCUUUGUUUAUUUGCCAGCUCCUAAAUCAAGUGUGUGUGUCAUUGCUGUUGCAAACUAUAAAGGAGAAAUGACAGACGAUAAAAUGGCUGAAGAUGAGCAUUUCUUACCUCUACUAUUCAUUAGUAUCCAGCACUGUAAAGGUUGCUACUACCAGUCACUUGGAAAUAAGAAACUAUUAUCCUUAUUAUCCUUAUUAUCCUUGGCUUUUCUAUGUAUUGUUUUAUGUUAUGAAACUUUAUGCCAACCAGAUAAAGCAACUGAGCCAUACUCAAGGUGUAAGGGCUUACGUACCUUCUUGUGAUUAGUGGAAGAAGUAAAAWACCACUGCACUUACAAGGAGGAGUGCUGUUCUUCUGGAUCUUACCUUUCCUGGGAAUGUAUGUUUCAUUCCUCUUGAAUUACCACACCCARCUAUGACAAGAAAGUCACGAUGAUCCUCAGUUUGUAGCUAAACAAGGAAUUGUAAACUAAUUUUCCAGGUGGUGGAUGKGGUUGGGUGUCGUAGCUGUGUGCCCCUUCUUGGGCUGGAUCCAAACACCCAAACCUACUCAUGUUUCCUGUCUUCCAUGUGAAGAAAAUUUAAACAAAUAGGACAAAAGGGAAGCCCUGAGCAGCUGCUCGGUUUUUCACAUCUGUGACAAAGAUCCCAAGGUGUGCUGUGUGCCCUGUGAUUCAAAUGCAGCUUCUCUUYACCAGUUUUUUCUGUUCUCUUACUGCCCCUGGUGUUACAUUUAGGUACCUAAACGCCUCUGGGGUAUACCUUAGUUUCCCUUUCAUAGAACAGCCCUUGUAGUCCCUGUUUUUUUAGAGUGUAGGGAUUUUGGAGUAGAAAGCCAGCAUCAAGGGUGAUAAUUGGAAGAUGGGGUGGUGCAUUUGUGAAUCUCCUGCUAGCCCCAACAUCCAAUAUGUGAGCAUCAGAGCUGUACACUUGAAGGGGUACUGUUGGGACAGUUAGGGGACAUAGAUUUUCAUCAUUGUAACUCUGGAAACCAACUCAGUGUUUUAAAUCAUUUCUGUGAAUAGAAUAAAGGCUCUUUUUCUGGAAUAUGGACUAAAUUAAGCUGAGAGUGCCCGUUUGUACUCGAAGUUGCAAAUUAAAGCUAGGAGGAGGGGAGAUGCAGUUCUGUUUGCUUGUCCCUUGAAAAGUGAGAGCUGUAGGCAAAAGGAGAGAUUUGAGUCACUGCUGAGUUUCAAAGGUGACUGCUAUCCCGUUCCUGUGGUGUGUCAGGACAGCCCUGCAGCCUCACAAAUGAUCCAGCUGUUGUUCUUUCAGCAGCAAACUUGGAGAUUUAUGGUUCCUUUUUUGUAUAUAUUGUGUUGGUAAGGGAAACGUAGAGUUUCAGGGGAUAAAGCCAUUGAGGAUUCUUGCAGUAAACUUUCAUUUCUGUCUCUGCAUCUCURGUGACCAUUUAGUAGGGAAAGGUAUAAACCCUGGUGAGGGAAGUGUUAGAGAAGGAAAUCCUCUCCUGCCAGGGCUGAAUUGCCUCUUCCCCAUAUAGUGAAACUUGUUAAUCUGCUAUUCUUGCCAGUGGGACAGUGCUUGCUCAAGGCCAUUUCUCACUCUUUUAUUGCUCCUGGAGACUGUAAAACAGCAGAGAUUGGGKUUUUUUUCUCAGAUGAUGACAUAUAUUUAUGAUGCUACAUUGUGAACUACUUACCAAACCCUGAAGGACAACAGAACCGAGGAGAAAAAAACCUAAUCAGAAGGCAAAUCAGCAGAGUGAGGUGGUUCUGUAAUACUGAACUUGAGGUAUAAAUCAUUGAUUGAGAUGAGUCUCUUGAGGGAUUUCCAGCCUGGAAAGCAAUGCUGUUAUUGCCAUUGUACGUUAAAGGCCUGCAGGGGUUGGUCACACAGGGUCCAGAUGACUGCAUUGGGCUGAGAUGUUCUUACAGGUGCUGUGCAGGGAGGAUUUCCUUGUUUGGCUUUAUUCCACCAGUGAAUCACAAGAUCYAAGAUGGCAAAUGCAGCUGUUGUUUUUGCUGCUUUGGGGAUUCCUUGUGUAGGUGACAGCAAUCUGUGCCAUUGGCUCAGACCGUGUUUGACUGUCCUGGGCAUUGUGAGUGUCAGUGCAGCAGUGCCAAGGGAAGCACAGAGCCAGUGCUGUGUGUUGAGGAGUGGGGUGAGGACUGAACUGCAUUGAACUGUUCCAAACUGACCYCGGGGUGAGCAGGCUCUCUGCUCCUGUCAGUACCUAUAAAUGUGUGGGUUUACCCAGGUGAGCUUUUAGCUCAUGAACACAGCUUGUAGGGGUUUGGUCAGUACCAGUUCCAGUGGAUGUGCUGGGACACAUAUAUGUGUGUUCUGGGACAGACACAACUUUGUUCAGUGCUGCAGGGUUAGAGGAAAAGCACACAGCAAAGAUCCAUCUCUGUCUUCUCUGGGAAAAUAAUCCUUGGGAGUGGUCAGGGAGAAUUAAUACUGAUCAUUACCURCCAGGGACAAUGCCAUCCCUGCCCUCCCAUGGUUGGUGUCUCUGGAUGGCUCAGGCCACCUGAUUUGUGCAGUGUAAUUCUCCAGUUCUGGUGCAGGUUUGUCACUUUGCAUUCAUCUUGCAUUCACCCCAGCAAAGGCAGUGGGAAUUGAAGGCAGGGACAGGAUUUCACUCCCUCUCUCACCCAUUCAGUGUUAUGGAACACUCAGCACACAAAUAUGUGCACUUCAUCAGCUCUGCUAUUAAUGAAGCRUGUUCCUGAGGGACAGGCACAGCCAGAUGUGACCAAGUCACCAAGGUGCUUGGAGUUUAGCUGGCUUUUGUCUGGAAUUUGUGUGAGCUGGGAAUGUGAACCCCUGGUGUUUUCAGGGGCAGGGAAAGAAGUUGUUUUUUUUUUCUGUGGAAGAUCCAUUUCUUAGGUUAUUUUUGAGCUAAGGCUACAGGGUUAGAACAUGACAUUUUUUUCUCAGAACUUGGCAAUCGCACACAGGGGACAUGAAUGCAAGGGAUGAAACUGAGAUGUUUUAUCUGCUAUAAGCAGAGUGCCCUGUAACAAACCAGCAGUCCAUGUGCAUGACCUGCUCGUGUGAUCUUUGGUGCUCACUGAUCCUUGGUACUGUAUCUGUCUUGACCAUGAUUUUGCUCUGAAAAGUGACUUUUUAUGGAGCUGGUAUCAUGAAAUUCCACAGUUCACUGGAUUUCCAUGUGCAAGUGUGCUCACUUUAUGGGUCAAUGGGUAUUUAUUCUGGACUGUGCCUUUGCAUGUGUGUUUCUGAAAGAAACCUCAUUUUUUUCAGCUUGACCUUAACAAGAAUUCAGUAAUCGGAAGUUAGCAAUUGUAUUGACUGUACAAAUCAAAAUAAAACCCAGUUUGCAUUGUCAUAACUCUGUUGUCUUCACAGGGGUUAGCAAGAGUAAAACUUGCUUUUCAACUCAGUCAUUUGAAC